Cherax quadricarinatus is the source of this 3870-nucleotide messenger RNA. It is a transcript of the gene Bet3, whose product is annotated as blocked early in transport 3. Gene Ontology annotation, biological process: intra-Golgi vesicle-mediated transport; endoplasmic reticulum to Golgi vesicle-mediated transport. NCBI's taxonomy places the organism in Eukaryota, Metazoa, Arthropoda, Malacostraca, Decapoda, Parastacidae. The record is from RefSeq and is a predicted model, not a curated record. Gene Ontology annotation, cellular component: cis-Golgi network membrane; TRAPP complex; cytosol.
AUUUUAUUACAUGUAAACUUGCAGGAUACAGCGUAAGGUGUCAGUGGCUUUAACAAACCCAACAAGAUGUCUCGUCAAAGUAUGAGAGCCAACGAUCCCAAAAAAGUGAGUGGGGAGCUGUUCACACUAACUUAUGGAUCACUAGUUGCUCAGCUGCUUAAGGAUUAUGAAAAUGUGGAUGAUGUUAAUCGUCAACUUGAACGAAUGGGCUAUAAUAUUGGCAUGCGUUUAAUUGAAGACUUCCUUGCACGGGCCAACCCCGGUAGAUGUUAUGACCUCAGAGAUACAGCAGACAAAAUUCAGCAAGCUUUCAAGUUGUAUCUAGGAGUGUCACCCAGCAUAGGAAGCUGGAGUCCUGGUGGAGAUGAAUUUUCAGUGGUACUUGAGACCAACCCAAUGGCUGAGUUUGUUGAAUUGCCUGAUCACUGUCUUGGUCUUCGUUACUCCAACAUCCUAGCUGGAGUCAUUCGUGGAGCAUGUGAAAUGGUACAGUUGGAAGUUAUGGCUUGGUUCAUCGCAGAUCAGUUGAAGGGUGACAAUGUUACAGAAAUUAGAGUCAAAUUUGUGAAGAGAUUAGAAGAUGCCAUACCUGCUGGUGAGGAUUAAUUUAAUCAGAGACGUCCUGUAGUGGCAUAAAGUACUGUAUAACAUUUUAAAGUGGCGCCUUCACAUUGGUAUGUUAGGUUUGGAUUACUUUUUUGGUAGUUUCUACAAUGAUGAUUAUAUUAUGCAUUAUAAAAAAGAAGCCAUUGUGGUGAAUGCUAAUUUUGUUUGUAUUAUGAUUAAAACAUGCUAUAUUUUUUUAUAGAAGCUCAAAAAUAAUGAUGUUUAUUCAGUACAUAUAAAAAAAAAGUUUGAAGUUUAUUUAGUUUAAAAUAAUAGUUAGCUUACAACUUGAAUUCAGUUGUUUGGGGAAUAUGCCCUGUAUGUUUCCCAAUUUUAGUUUGUAAAUACCUGAUAUAUUGUAAUCUUGCUUUCAAAUGAAUACCUACAAUAGUGAUAUUAAUACAGCCUCUCUACACUUAACGAUGGAGUUCCAUUCCUAAGACCACGUCGGUGAACAAAUUUGUCACUAAGUGAGGAGCAUACUAUAAUGGUAGUGGGUUUGUGUUAACCAUCUUUGAUUUUGUUUUAAUGUCACCCUUGCACCUUUUGUAACAUUUCUGGCAUAUAUUUGGAUGUUUAUACACUAGUGUACUGUAUAUUGUAUUAAACAGAAUAAAGGAAAUCAGCUCUAAUAUGCAUUAUUUAGGUAUGCAUACUGGUCAGAUAGCCCGUAAUAAGUCCGAGUCAUCGGUAAACAAGUACGUCACUAAGGAGAGGCUGUAUUAUUUUUACCACUCCAGCCAUCUCACUUAGGUAGGGUGAUAACCCCCCCCCCAACAAAAAAAAGGGGGGGGAAUACUUUAACCUGUCACUCAUUCAGUCGCUGUCUUGCCUGAAGCAUGCUGACAUCAUAACCCAGAUAGCGCUCCAAACUGCAAAAUCCCCACCCCUCCUCUAGAGUGCAGGCUUCCUUCCUCCAAGACUUUAAGUCCAGCUAACUACUUUUCCAUGAAUCCCUUCAUAAAUGUUACCCUUCUCACAGCACAUCAAAUCAUAAAAUUCACUUGCCUUCACUCCUGUCUAAUGCUGUCACACAAGCCUGUUGCAUGGCCAUGACCCUAAGCACUCUGAACCUUUUUUCCCCUGCCCCCUACCCCAGAUUUAUAUACCGUCCGAGUCAUCGUAUUUUGCUCUAUCCUCUCUAAUCUCCAAGAUGUAUAAUUUUCAAGAUAUAUAAUAUCUUGGAAAUUAGAAGGUGUAUUAUAUAGUUAUUUCUGUAUAAUUAUUUCUUAAGUGAAGUUCAGAUGACACACUAGAAACACAACCAACACACACUCGCCUGAGCUUAUAUCUCUAGGCACUUUUCCACUUUUGUUUGCCUCCCUCUGCUUUUGUUUCACUCUGGCCAUAGCAGUGAGAGACAGAGGCAGAACUGGAAUAGUUUAAUCCACAUGUUCCUCUAUUUUCCCUGUGCCUUUCUGCAAAAUGCUGUCUAAAUAAAGUGUCCAGAUUGCUUACAGAAUGUGUGUGCUAAACAAAUGUUAUUUUAUACCUCUUUUGUCCAGAUUCAGCAGUCUCUAAAAAAUUCAAAUUCAAAAUAAUCCCUACAGCUUACUUUUCCUUCCUACAGCUAAGCUAAGACUUCUCCUAGAUUUCCAUAAAGUAUUCCAUUAGUAGCCAUCCGCAACAUGUUCUGCAGAGGCUUCACAUUCCUCAGAUAGAGUUAACAGGUAUAACAAUGCACUGUGGUCUCAAAAAACUAACCAUUAAGUUGCAUCAAGUUCUGCUGUCUUAUUAUAUGCAGACUCGGGAUUUAUUAAGAUUCAUUUAUAUAGAUGACAUCUUGGUAUUGAAUGUCAAUAUAAGUUUGAGUUUGAAUUUUUAUUUACAUUUAUGGAUAUUGGCAGAUUGGAGAGAUAUACACCUACCAUCCGACUUACGACCUGCUCGACAUACGACCAUUCGACUUACGACCGUGUUUUCUAUGCCAAAUUUCUGGGAAAUAACUGUUUGUGUUGUACACAGUGUUUAUCCUAAACCUUACAGUAUAAAAUACAGUACAUGUACUAACAGCAUAAAAAGUAAAGUAAAACAUGAAAUACCAAAAUAAAACAAUAAAAUAGUCAUUACAAAAAUGUUAUGUCGAUAUUCAGUAGUAAGGUUCGACUUACAUCCAUUUCGACUUAGGACCGGUUUGUCGGAACCGAACUCGGUCGUAAGUCGGAUGGUACCUGUAUUGUGUAUUUUUAUACGUAUAUACUUCUAAACUGUUGUAUUCUGGGCACCUCUGCAAAAACAGUGAUUAUGUGUGAGUGAGGUGAAAGUGUUGAAUGAUGAUGAAAGUAUUUUCUUUCUCUUUGGGUCACCCUGCCUCGGUGGGAGACGGCCGACUUGUUGAAAAAAAAAAAAAUUACGGAUGUUGGAACAGUUGUCAGGGUUACUCAUACAUCAGGUUUCCUUAUAGUUUAUGGUUCAGCCCAGCCAAGGUAUUUAUUUGGUUAGGAGGAUAGCUAGAUCUUGUUGGCCUUUGAUGUUUGACUAAACAGAGAAAUUAGUCUAAGUAUUUAAAUACAGGUCUCCAAUUCUAUUCUUUGGUAGCAAAAGCAAUGAAUUGGUCUUAUUCAACACUCAUUAGGCGAGAACUCUUCAAGUAAAAUGCCUUAAAUGCUGAGGAAAACCUUUUGUUCCAAGAAAUAGGAACUACUCUCCCCUUCCUUGGAAUAACCUUGCUUGCCUCAUAUUUAUAAGGUGCUGUACAACCUUUAUGGGCUGUGCAUCACAUGAUAUAUGGAGUCAUACAGCACUUGGGGAAAUGGGAGAUAAUCAGAUUUUAUCCAAAGAAAAGAAGAAUAGAUUCAAUUCCUUGGGUCAAUUCCUUAGGUCUAGUUCCUUGAGGGGAUAGACAUAAUUAGUUUCUUCUCCUACAAUCAAUCUGUAGGGCCCUGGAUUGGAGGUUAAUCACUGAAAUCCUUUGUCAGAUAAAUCAAGCUUUAUUUCUUUAAACCAUGCAUGGAAAGGAUAACAGUUUGCUUGUGUAUAGACUUGAUAGUUCUGAAAAUUCAAUUUUAGUACAUCAUAUUCUAAAAGUUCAUUGGUUUGCAACACAUUUUGGGUAAAUUAAAGUUAUUGUAAACUACUUAAUACUAGUAGUAACGUGCAACAUGUAAAUUUUCUGUAUAUUACUUAGUGGUUUAGAUUUUAGUGGGUGGUAUAAAUUACAAUGGGUGUAGAAAAUGAAUGAGUUAGCAGUUAAGAUAUAAUUGUCAUGAUAAUUACUGUUUAGUCAUUGAUCAUCACAGGAAUAAAUAUAUCAAAUUCAAGAGA